Molecule: messenger RNA, 951 nt
Organism: Closterium sp. NIES-65
Lineage: Eukaryota; Viridiplantae; Streptophyta; Zygnematophyceae; Desmidiales; Closteriaceae
Source: the annotation of a GenBank genome assembly
AUGGCUCGGAUGACUGCAGUGGCCAUGCUGCUGCCAGGGCUGCUGCUCGCCCUCCUCGCUGCUGCCAUCGCUUCCAUUGCUGUCGUCCGCAUCAUCAUGCCACUUGGAAGGGAAUGUGCAAUUCAUCUGCUCGUGCUGUAUUCUGCACUCGCUACUCUUGGAUCACUGCUGUGGGGAAUGGGCGUGACCCACACGCAAGUCAGAGCAUGGGUGCAUCAGCAGGGCUUGGCUGUGACGGCUGGGCUGAUGAAGCUGAAGAGUGCAAGCAAGCGCCUCCUGCAACCUGGAAUGUUCUCUCUGCUGCACAGCCUCAGGAAGCGAGCUUUUUCUGGGGUGCAGAAAGUGAGCGAGGCUGUUGGGACUAUCGCUGCGAGGAUGGCCGGAACAGCUGAGUUGAGUGAGGCGAUGGAGAUGAAAAUGAGGGCGUUUACCAUGCAGCUGGAAGAGACACGGAGGGAAUUGGAGGGGGCUGAGAGGCGACGACUGGCGGAGAUGAGUGAGAUGAGAAGGCAGGUGGAAGAGAAGGCAGACCAGAUGGCUGUAGAAUUGGGUGGGCACAAGCAGUCCACUAGAGUGCAGUUGGAGGAGAGGGAAAGGGAACUGGCUGCAAUGCAGGAGCAGGUGAAUGCAGUGAGGGGGGAGGUGACUACAGUGCAGGGCGAGGUGAAUGCAGUUAGGGAGGAGGUGAUAGCAGCGAAAGGGGAGAUGGCUGAGCAGAAGCAGUCAACCACAUUGCAGUUUGAGGAGGCUGAGAGGAGACGAGUGGCGGAGAUGAGAGGGCAGGUGGAGGAGAGGGAGAGGGAGCUGGCAGCAGUGAAGGGGGAGCUGGCUGCAUUGAGGGGGGAGCUGGUCGAACAGAAUGUUCUCAUGAAGUUGGAUGUUGACCUGCAGAUCAGGCAGAGUGAAGGCAAUCAGAAGACAGCAUGGGAGCGAAUCAAAUCAGCAUCAUGA